This is a messenger RNA of Postia placenta MAD-698-R-SB12, 1104 nucleotides long. RefSeq lists its product as hypothetical. Gene Ontology annotation, molecular function: iron ion binding; oxidoreductase activity, acting on paired donors, with incorporation or reduction of molecular oxygen; monooxygenase activity. The record is from RefSeq and is a predicted model, not a curated record. Lineage: Eukaryota; Fungi; Basidiomycota; Agaricomycetes; Polyporales; Adustoporiaceae. The coding region runs from base 1 to 1104 and encodes 367 amino acids. The transcript is spliced from 8 exons.
AUGCCUAAAAACACGCCUUCUGAAAUGCUUGACUACACCUUUGGCCUCGUUUGUCUCAUAUUUCUCAUACUCGGUUUCGUCACCACGAGGAGACGGUCGCGAUAUUCACUGCCCCGGUCCGCCUGGGUCGCUCAUCGUUGGGAAUGCGUUUCAGAUCCCCAGAACGCAUUCAUGGAUAACGUACUCGCGUCUAGCCGAGCAGUAUGCUGCAUCAAAUUGGGGAGGCGAAGGUUUCUCAGCUCUUACUCAGGCUUAUUAGUGAUUCCCCAAAUUUCCGCUCGCAUCUUCGCUGGCGAGUAUAUGUUUAAACGGCAUCCUCCUUCAAUCCUUGGUGACGAAAACAUCCCUCCUAUAGGAGUACAGUAUAAGAAGAUAGCAAAGAAAGUGCAAGAGCGACUACACCAAGCAUACGAUGUGCCUCAUAGCCAGAUCAAAGAACAGAUGGAAUUCGGAACCGCUUCGCCUUCUGCCAUUGUUUCUUGGAUUGAAGAACAUCCUAAUGCGACGCCAGAGGAGAUAAAUAUGGCGAAACUUGCAAUAGGUGUCUUCUAUACAGCACUGGAGUCCCUAUUUAUGAUAUUGGCUAUGUACCCGGACGUCCAGCGCAAGGCUCAAGCAGAAAUUGACACACUGAUCGGGUCAGAUCGUUUGCCAAACUUCAAUGACCGCCACCGUGGGGGUCUUCCUCAAAUCGCAGCGUUAGACCAGCUGAAAAUACCCGGUCUAGCUAUACCCCACAGUGUCAUGAAGGACGACGUGUAUAUGGGAUACUAUAUACCUGCUGGCGCGACUGUUAUCGCCAAUAGUUGGGCCGUAUUACAUGACCCAUAUCUCUAUCCAGACCCAUUUGAGGUAAAACCAGAAAGAGAUUUCCAAUCCGGAGAAGGUAUAAAUCCGGACCCCCGUGCUUUUGCAUUCGGGUACGGAAGACGGGUCUGUCCGGGACAGCCACUGGCCGAGGACUCCCUUUAUAUUGUAGCAGCCACAGUACUCGCAACGAUGAACGUUGGUCCCGACGGUCUAGUAUUGGAACCCGUGGUGGAGUAUACUGGCGACCUCAUCAGGUUGGCACUCGCUCUGAUUCAUCCCGACACACAAGACUAA